Molecule: messenger RNA, 2742 nt
Organism: Closterium sp. Naga37s-1
Lineage: Eukaryota; Viridiplantae; Streptophyta; Zygnematophyceae; Desmidiales; Closteriaceae
Source: the annotation of a GenBank genome assembly
AUGGCUAGCCCUGCUGUUCUCACCUUUGAUGCUGAGGGACGUGCAGUUGACUUUGACGUGUGGGUUGACGACCUGCAGCUCUUUCUUCAGUGUGAUUCUAGGGAUGGGGUAUCCCUUUUCGAUCACACGUCCGGUGUUUCUACUGCUCCUGCUGCCACUGCUGACAGUACGGUUCGCUCGCAGUGGACCACUCGUGACGCUGUUGCUCGUCUUGCUGUUCGUAGUCACCUGCCGCCUGCUGAGCGCGCGCAUUUUGGCCAGUACAAGACUGCUCAGUCUUUGUACGACGCUGUAGUUGCGCGCUACUCCUCCCCUGCCACUGCUGCCCUCAGCCGCCUCAUGCUGCCGUACCUUUUCCCUGACCUUGCCGCCUUUGCCACAGUCGCUGACCUAGUUGCUCACCUCCGCACUAGUGACGCCCGCUACCGCGCUGCCCUUCCCACUGAGUUAUUCAGGGACCACUUUCUCUCCCUUUGCCCCACCGAGCUGACUGUCGACCUGCCAGAGGAGCGCCUUGCUACAGCUGAGAAGAGUAUCUUAGCUGUAGGUGCUUCUCGCGGCGACCGUCGCACCCCUUUCUUUGAGGGGUGUUCCCCUGUCCCCCUUCUCCCCUCUGUUGCUUCUGCUGCUGCUGUCGACCUCGUUGGCACUGAGGAGGUCGGAGCUGCGUCUGCCCCUAGUGGGAGACGCCGCAACAGCAAGGGCAAGGGGAGCAAGGGUGGUGGAGGGGGCGGCGGAGGAGGCGGAGGGGGUGGCGGUGGAGGUGGGGGUGGUACCGGGAGUGGGGGCUUCAGUGGUGGCGGUGGAGGUGGUGGAGGCAGCGGCGGAGGUGGUGGAGGCAGCGGCAGCGGUGGUGGAGGUGGCGGCGGCGGUGGUGCUGGUCAAGGUGCAGCCGCGCAGCCAGCGCCAGCAGCAGCCGCGCUCCCUGUCCCGCCCGACCCGGGCAUUGCGGCUGCUGCUCUAGGUGCUAGUGCGUCUGCUGCUCCAGGUACUAGUGCGUCUGCUGCUCCAGGUACUGGUGAGUCUGCUGCUCCAGGUGCUGGUGAGUCUGCUCUCUCUGGUACUGCACCUACUGAGGCCUUGCACACUUUCACACUUGACUCUGGUGCUUCGCGCUCUUUCUUUAGAGACAGCACCACACUCACGCCGCUCAGUCAGCCUGUCGCAGUCUCCCUUGCUGACCCCUAUGGGGGCCCAGUCCUUGCGCACUCUUCCACGGUUCUACCGUGUCCUGCGGCCCCGUCGGGCUUGCUGUCGGGACUCCACCUCCCCUCGUUCUCUACGAACUUGGUGAGUGGAGCUGACCUCCAGGACGCGUGGGUUGACCAGUUCGCCCCUGGAGGUAUGGCCUCCCGUGCCCUUGUCUCGGGUCUACCCCGGUCCCUCCCUCCCCUUCCUCCGGGGCCUGCCCCUACCUGUGUUCCCUGUGUCGAGGGCCGGCAGCGCGCCGCUCCUCACUCCUCCACGUUCCCUCCGACUAAGGCUCCUCUGCAGACUCUUCACAUGGACGUGUGGGGCCUAGCCCGCGUCCGUGGACAGGGUCACGAGCAUUACUUCCUGCUGGUCGUUGACGACUACUCGCGUUACACCACAGUCUUCCCCUUGCGCAGCAAGGGUGAGGUCCCUGAGGUGUUGAUCGACUGGAUCCGCGGUACUCGUCGCCAGCUCAGCGAGCGGUUCGGCUCGGACCUUCCUGUUCUGCGUCUGCACUCAGACAGAGGUGGUGAGUUUUCCUCCGACCUCCUGAGGGCCUUCUGUCAUGCGGAGGGCAUCCGCCAGACGUUCACGCUUUCGGCCUCCCCACAGCAAAAUGGGAUUGCUGAGCGCCGCAUUGGCAUGGUCAUGGACGUCGCUCCUACGUCCAUGAUCCAUGCGGCUGCUCCCCAUUUUCUGUGGCCGUUCGCGGUUCAGUACGCUGCGCAUCAGAUCAACCUUCAGCCUCGUCUCUCCUUGCCGGAGACCACACCUACUCUGCGGUGGACGGGGAAGGUUGGUGAUGCGUCCGCGUUCCGUGUCUGGGGAUCUCGAGCUUUUGUCCGCGAUACUUCAGCGGACAAGCUGUCCUCCCGUGCCGACGUCACGUUUGACGAGUCGGUGUCUUACUACCGUCUCUUUCCCUACCGCACUGCCUCUCUCCCCCCCCCCCCCCCGCCGCUCUUCCUAGCACCAGGUACUCCCCCGGUAGACCCCCUCCCCCCCCAGGGUCCUGCCCCCUCAGGUGUGUCCCAAGUAGACCCUGACGAGCCGGUCGAGGUAGCUGUCGACUCAGGUGCUGCUAGGGGUGCUGAGCCUGCGGGUGCGGGGACUGGGGGUGCGGGGACUGGGGGUGCUGAGCCUGAGCGUGUGGAGCCUGGGGGUGCUGAGUCUGGGGGUGCUGAGUCUAGGCGUGCUGAGCCUGGAGGUGCUGCUGGUGCUGGUGCUGCUGGAGCUGCUGGAGGUGCUGCUGGAGCUGCUGGAGGUGCUGCUGGAGCUGCUGGAGGUGCUGCUGGUGCUGGUGCUGAUGGAGCUGCAGGAGGUGCUGCUGGUGCUGGAGCUGCUGGAGGUGCUACUGCUGUUGGAGCUGCAGGAGGUGCUGCUGGAGCUGCUGGAGGUGCUGCUGGUGCUGGGGGUGCUACUGGUACUGGAGCUGCUGGAGCUGCUGGAGGUGCUGCUGGAGCUGCUGGCGGUGCCGCUGGUGCUGGAGGUGCUGCUGGUGCUGGAGCUGCUGGAGCUGCUGGAGGUGCUGCUGGGACUGGAGCUUGA